CUACCAACACCCCGCCCCCUGGCUUCUAUGGCAACCGGAUUGUUUAAUGGCAGAGGGAGAGCGAGUCCUUACCGGAGAACACGGGUCCUGGGGAGCAGCAGCCGAAACCCGGGGGUCUGCAGAGAUGGCUUCCAACAGAACAUCCCAUCUGUCUCCUAUAGAUCGUCUAAGUGUUCACCUUCCUGCCUUAACUCUCCCCGCUUCAUCUCUAACAUCUACUGGAAAGAAGCUGAUGAAGCACAAGAGAAGCAGGGAGCAGCAGAAGACCCUCCAUGAGAUCAUAAUGAAGGAGGCUUUAAAGGCUUAUGAAGAGACUGUAGCAGAGCAGAAAAGAAGAGUUCCUACCCCUCCUGAGCCCCAGUUACCAUUAACUAUGAACAGUGAACAGAGAAAACUGAGGAUGAAUUAUCUGUACAUGAAAAAGUGUGUAGAGAGCAGCCCUGUAGUGCCCAUUCAGAAACACUGGCUGGACUCCAUGCUGGCCUUAGUACCUCCGCCUCUUCAGAAGGGCAGGGACAGAGAGGCUCUGGUUGCAGAACUAUUGGAAGAAGUUUCUCAGGAUUUUGAGAAAAGUAUGAAGAGACACCUUGUCAAAAGUAUUCUGGUCAAACCAGAGGUUAAAGGAUUAGAAGCAGAAGAGUCUGGUCUGUUACCUGAAUUUCCUAUAGGUCUGGAUUUCUCCAAACCAUGGCAUCAAAGCUUCGUCCAAGCAAAAAAUGCGAUAAAUAAAAACCUACAUCUUGUCCACCCAGCCAUUCGGACCAUGCUUGAUUUGGGAUACACAACAUUCUCCAAUCUGCUGAUUGUUGAUUUGUCCGGAUACAGAUCAAGGGGUCCUGUAGAAUGUGAAUCACUCAGGAAUAGUGUUUCUUUGGCAUGUGCAAAGACAGAAGAGAGGUUACUGAACACAUGGUACCCCAAAGUGAUAAACCUGUUUGCCGGCAAAGAUGCCCUGCAAUUGGUGAAAGCAGACAAGAUUGAUUCUUUUUACAGCUGUGUCUCUACACUUAUGUCCAACCAGAUAAGAGACCUCCUGCAACGAACAGUAGAAGCUUUUGUCAGUCUGUUCGACCUUAAAGACCCACAGUAUUUGCCACUCUUUAAAAUGCAACUUACAUUUGAUGAUGAGAAAAUGGAUUUCUAUCCAAGCUUCCAAGACGUAGAAGAAGUUGUGCUGUUUAUAGUAACUCGGAUCUCAAAGACACUCCAGAAUAUUCAGACAGUUCAGUCAUGGCUAUCUGGUAGCAAUACUGUUCAGAUUAUUGAGGCCAAACUCCCUGACUAUAUCACUCAGUCUGCUGUUCUGAAGCUAAAGGAAGCGGUCAAUCACAAUUUACAGGAGCCCUUGAGGCAUUUUGAAACAUACGUUGAAAGUUUCAGCUGGAUUGUGGAUGGUUCAGCCCAUGAGAAAGUAGAAACCUUUCUGUCAGAAGAACACAGUUUUGAUGACUACACAAGAUUUAUAGAACAAUUUCACACCCUGGCCAGAGAAAUCAUGCGACUACCCACACGUGCUUAUUUCACCAUGGUCCAACUUGACUGCGAUGAUUUAAAGCAAGGCUUGGCUGACAAAGCAAAAAGUUUUGCCGACAUAUUACUGGACAGACUGGUGACAGACCACAGACUGGAGAAUGAAAAUAUCUGCACGGCGUUUGAGCAAAUUAAGGAGCAAGCACUGAAGGUUCCUGAAACGACAGAAGAUGUAAUAGAAGAGAUUGAGUUUGUUGAGCAGGCCAAGAGUAAAACCAUUGUAGAGCUUAAGUCCCGCAUCACUGAGUGUCAGCGGAGAAUGAAAUAUCUUCUAGAUGUUCAUUUAUUUGUCCCUGAAGAUAUUGUCCUAAACUCAACAGUGUUACUUUGGCCAAAAAAUAUUAACCCAGUGUUUGAUGAAAAUGACCAGCUGAUUGAAAAGGCCAAGCGGAAAGGAGAGAGUGAGCUACUGGUGAAAAGAGAGAAGCUUAUGCUGGAACUGGAGAAACUGUCGCGUCGGAUGGAAGAAUUUGCAGAGUGUUCUGAGUUGGAUAUGAUGCAGCAGUAUGUGACAGAUGUAAGGACUGUACAAAAGCGUAUAGCAGACACAGAGGAGGUGAUGGCCUAUAUUAACAAGGAAGAAGUGCUGUAUAAAUGGGACCUUACUACAUAUCCUGAGCUGGAUUCUUUGAAAGUCAACAUUGAACCAUAUCAAAAACUUUUUGCUCUGAUUUAUAAAUGGCAGAAAACCGAAAAAAAGUGGAUUGAUGGUGCUUUUCUGGACCUGAAUGGAGAAAGCAUGGAAGCAGAGGUAGAUGAAUUUUUCCGGGAGGUCUACAAGAUGAUGAAAUUUUUUCAGCAGAAACAGAAGAAGUCAGAAGAUGAAAAGAAAAAAGCUGGUCAACCCCGAUCAUUAACUGAAGAUAAGGAUAAGUUAGAAGAAGAGAAGAAGGAGAGCAGCAUAGUUCUAAUGUGUUCUGCUAUAACAGAGCAAAUCAAGGAUUUUAAGGACUAUAUCCCCUUGGUGAGCAUUCUCUGUAACCCAGGAAUCAGAACCCGCCAUUGGCUUCAAAUGUCAGAGAUUGUUGGCUAUGACCUCACUCCAGAUUCAGGCAGCACUCUAAGGAAGGUUUUGAAGCAAAAUUUGACACCGUACUUGGACCAAUUUGAACAGAUUAGUGCUGCAGCUAGUAAGGAGUUUUCCCUGGAGAAAGCAAUGCAUAACAUGGAAGAUAUGUGGGACUCCAUAUUCUUUAAUACUAGUCCCUAUCGAGAAUCUGGGGUUUCUAUUCUAUCAGCAGUAGAUGAAAUCCAAACCACUCUGGAUGACCAGAUUGUGAAGACUCAGACAAUGAGAGGAUCGCCUUUCAUCAAGCCCUUUGAGAAAGAAAUUAAGCAAUGGGAAGAACGACUUAUAAGAAUCCAAGAAACCAUUGAUGAAUGGCUGAAGGUACAGGCUCAGUGGCUAUAUCUAGACCCCAUAUUUUCUUCUGAGGACAUCAUGCAGCAGAUGCCUGAAGAAGGAAGGUUGUUCCAGACUGUGGAUAGAAACUGGAGAGAGAUCAUGAAACACUGUGUGAAAGACCCAAAGGUUCUAAGUGCAACUUCUCUGACUGGACUUCUAGAAAAGCUCCAGGACAGCAAUGUGCUUCUGGAUAAAAUCAUGAAAGGUCUAAAUGCUUAUCUGGAGAAGAAGAGGCUCUUUUUCCCACGCUUUUUUUUCUUGUCCAAUGAUGAAAUGCUAGAGAUUCUUUCUGAGACAAAAGAUCCUCUCCGGGUCCAGCCGCAUCUUAAGAAAUGUUUUGAAGGGAUCGCAAAGCUGGAGUUUCUGCCUAACUUGGAUAUCAAAGCCAUGUACAGCACAGAGGGGGAAAGAGUAGAAUUCAUCCAGACAAUCUCAACCUCUGAGGCACGAGGAGCAGUAGAGAAGUGGCUCAUUCAAGUAGAAGACAUCAUGUUAAGGAGCGUACAUGAUGUUAUUGCUCGAUCAAGAAUGGCAUACCCUGAGACUGCAAGAAAGGACUGGGUUAGAGAAUGGCCUGGCCAGGUUGUGCUCUGUGUCUCUCAGAUGUUCUGGACAAGUGAAGUGCAUGAAGCUAUCAGCAGUGGCCCAGAGGGCCUAAAAAACUACUAUGAUAAGCUGCAGCUACAACUGAAUGAUAUUGUUGAGCUUGUGCGGGGCAAAUUGUCCAAGCAGACACGUACUACAUUAGGAGCUCUUGUCACCAUAGAUGUGCAUGCUCGUGAUGUGGUUAUGGAAAUGAUAGAAACAGGAGUUUCCCAUGAGACAGACUUCCAGUGGCUUUCCCAACUACGGUAUUACUGGGAGAAUGAGAACGCAAGAGUACGAAUCAUUAACUGCAAUGUGAAGUAUGCCUAUGAGUACCUUGGCAACUCUCCACGCUUGGUCAUCACUCCUCUCACUGACAGAUGUUAUCGGACUCUGAUUGGUGCUUUUUUUCUAAAUCUGGGUGGAGCUCCAGAAGGUCCAGCUGGUACGGGCAAAACUGAGACUACAAAAGAUCUGGCCAAGGCCCUGGCUGUGCAGUGUGUGGUCUUCAACUGCUCGGAUGGUUUGGACUACAUAGCAAUGUCAAAGUUUUUUAAAGGGCUGGCAUCAUCGGGAGCAUGGGCGUGUUUUGAUGAGUUUAACCGCAUUGAGCUAGAGGUAUUGUCCGUCGUGGCCCAGCAGAUUCUCUGUAUCCAGAGAGCCAUUCAAACAAAGAUGGACAUCUUCAACUUUGAAGGAACAGAACUGAAGCUUAAUCCAAAUUGUUUUGUAGCGAUUACUAUGAAUCCUGGGUAUGCGGGGCGUUCUGAGCUACCAGAUAACCUAAAGGUUCUUUUUCGGACUGUAGCCAUGAUGGUUCCCAACUAUGCCCUGAUUGCCGAGAUCUCCCUUUAUUCCUAUGGGUUCCUACAUGCUAAGCCUCUGUCAGUGAAGAUUGUAAUGACUUACCGGCUGUGUUCUGAACAGCUGUCAUCUCAGUUCCAUUAUGAUUAUGGGAUGCGUGCAGUAAAAGCGGUCCUCGUAGCUGCUGGGAAUCUGAAGUUGAAAUUUCCUGAUGAGAAUGAAGAUAUUCUUCUCCUGCGGUCAAUUAAAGAUGUAAAUGAGCCUAAAUUUUUGUCUCAUGAUAUUCCUCUUUUUAAUGGGAUUACCAGUGACCUGUUCCCUGGCAUCGAACUUCCUGAAGCAGACUAUAAGGAUUUACUUGAAUGUGCACAUGAAUGCUGUACCAGGCACAACAUCCAGCCUGAGAAGGUUUUCCUGGAGAAAAUGAUUCAGACAUAUGAAAUGAUGAUCGUAAGACAUGGUUUCAUGUUAGUUGGAGAGCCUUUCUCUGGGAAAACAAAGGUCCUCCAUGUCCUCGCUGAUACGCUUUCUCUUAUGAAUGAGCGAGGAUGUGAAGAAGAAAAAGUUAUUUACAGGACAGUUAAUCCUAAAGCCAUCACCAUGGGUCAGCUGUUUGGUCAGUUCGAUCCAGUGUCACAUGAGUGGACUGAUGGAAUAGUUGCUAAUACCUUCCGUGAGUUUGCAUUAUCUGAGACCCCGGAAAGAAAAUGGGUUAUUUUUGAUGGACCUAUUGAUACUCUAUGGAUAGAAAGUAUGAACACAGUAUUAGAUGAUAAUAAAAAGCUUUGCUUGAUGAGUGGAGAGAUCAUUCAGAUGUCACCUCAGAUGAGUCUCAUUUUUGAAGCAAUGGACCUUUCCCAAGCAUCGCCUGCCACUGUAAGCCGCUGUGGAAUGAUUUAUCUGGAACCUCAACAACUGGGCUGGGCUCCACUGGUGAAGUCUUGGCUCGACACUAUUCCUGAUGCAUUGAAAACUAAAGAUCACCUUACUCUUCUAGAGGAACUCUUCAAGUGGCUUAUCCAACCUUCACUCAGAUUCCUCAGAAAACAGUGCAAGGAAUUGGUGGCAACCAACAAUGGCAAUGUGAUAAUAUCACUAACAAGAUUAUUGGAAAUGCUGAUUUUUGACGUGGUGAGAGAAGAUCCAACUAAUAAGAGCAUUCGCAUUUGGAUAAUGGCCUGUUUUGCUUUUUCUCUGGUUUGGUCCAUUGGGGGUUGCUGUGACACUGACAGCCGGGUCAAGUUUGAUGCCUUUUUAAAAGAAAUUGUCUCAGGAAAAAAUGAUCAGAAUCCUAUACCAGCAUCUAUAGGAAAAUGGGAAUGUCCAUUUGAUGAUAAAGGCCUGGUCUAUGACUAUAUGUAUGAGCUAAAAGGUAGAGGACGCUGGGUUCACUGGAAUGAAUUUAUCAAAGGCACAGCCAUGUGGGACAAAAACACCAAAAUCCAAGAUAUCAUUGUGCCAACCAUGGACACUGUCAGAUACACCUUUCUUAUGGAUAUGUGUAUUAAAUACACUAAACCACUAUUAUUUGUGGGACCAACGGGGACAGGUAAAUCUGUUUAUGUCAAAGACAAACUUAUGAACAAUCUGGACAAAGACAAAUUCUUUCCCUUCUUUAUCAACUUUUCUGCUCGAACCAGUGCCAACCAGAUUCAGAAUAUUGUCAUGGACAGACUGGAUAAAAGACGUAAAGGUGUGUACGGACCCCAAAUGGGGAAAAAAUGUGUCAUAUUUGUGGAUGACAUGAACAUGCCAGCACUAGAACAAUAUGGUGCACAACCACCUAUUGAGCUCUUGCGUCAGUUCUUCGACCACGGCAACUGGUAUGACUUGAAGGACACCACUAAAAUCUCAUUGGUGGAUGUACAGCUAGUUGCAGCAAUGGGUCCUCCUGGAGGUGGAAGGAAUGCAGUUACCCCUCGAUUCUUGCGUCACUUUAAUAUCUGUACUAUAAAUGCCUUCAGUGAUGAGACAAUGGUCCGCAUCUUCUCUGCUGUAGUGGCCUUCUAUCUACGAAACAACGACUUUUCACCUGAAUUCUUUACUGUUGGCAACCAAAUAGUCAAUGGCACAAUGGAGGUUUACAAGAAAGCCAUGGAGAACCUAUUACCAACCCCUGCUAAAUCCCAUUAUACAUUCAAUCUGCGGGAUUUCUCUCGAGUGGUGCAAGGGUGCUUACUUAUCAAGAAAGAGUCUGUGGAAAACAAACGUGUCAUGGUCCGACUGUUCGUUCAUGAAGUCUUGCGAGUCUUUUAUGACCGCUUGGUCGAUGACAAGGACAGAUCCUGGUUAUAUAUGUUGUUAAAAGAUGUAGUGAAAGAUCAUUUCAAAGAAAGUUUUGAAUCUGUUUUUGAAAACCUAAAACAAGGAAACGAACCUCUCUCGGAGGAACACAUCAGAAACUUGCUUUUUGGUGACUACAUGAAUCCUGACCUUGAAGGAGAUGAACGUUUGUACACAGAGAUACCAAGUGUAGAGCAGUUCAAUGAUGUUGUGGAUAGAUGUCUGGAUGAAUACAACCAGACCCACAAAACCCGCAUGAACCUUGUUAUAUUCAGAUAUGUUUUGGAGCAUUUAUCUCGGAUUUGCCGGGUCUUAAAGCAGCCUGGGGGUAAUGCUUUGUUGGUUGGAGUUGGAGGAAGUGGACGUCAGUCACUGACCCGUUUAGCUACUUCUAUGGCAAAAAUGAAUAUCUUUCAACCAGAAAUCUCAAAAAGCUAUGGCAUGAAUGAAUGGAGAGAAGAUCUCAAGAGUUUACUAAAGAGCGCUGGAGUGAAAGGACAGAAGACAGUUUUUCUCAUCACAGACACACAAAUCAAACAGGAGGCGUUUCUGGAGGAUGUAGACAGUCUGCUCAACACCGGGGAGGUUCCUAAUCUUUUUGCUGUAGAUGAAAAGCAAGAGAUAAUGGAGGGUGUUCGUCCUGCUGCCCAAGCUGGGAAUAAAAAUGUUGAGCUGAGCCCACUGGCUCUGUUUGCCUUCUUCGUAAACCGCUGUAAGGAAAACCUUCACAUUGUAGUGGCUUUUAGCCCAAUUGGUGAUGCAUUUCGCAACCGACUACGACAGUUCCCAUCACUUAUCAACUGCUGUACCAUUGACUGGUUCCAGCCGUGGCCAGAGGAUGCCCUUGAGAGGGUGGCAGUAAAGUUUUUGGAAACCCUUGAACUCACAAGUACCGAGCACCAGGAAGUGGUUCCUAUUUGUAAAUACUUCCACACGUCUGCAAUAACAUUGUCAGAGAAGUUUUUGAGAGAGCUGGGAAGACACAAUUAUGUCACUCCAACAUCUUACCUGGAGCUUAUUGCAGCUUUCCGCCAGCUGUUAUCUCAGAAGCGAGACACAGUGAUGAAAGCAAAAAAGAGAUAUACAAAUGGAUUGGAUAAGCUGGCAUUUGCUGAAUCUCAGGUUGGAGAAAUGAAGAAAGAAUUGGUCGACCUACAGCCCAAACUGGAAGAGGCCAAAGUCGAAAAUGCAAACAUGAUGGAGAUUAUAGAAAAAGAGUCAGCGCAGGUGGAAGCAAAAAGUAAAGUGGUUCGAGCAGAUGAAGAAGUGGCCACCCAGAAAGCCACUGAGGCCCAAGCUCUGAAAAAUGAAUGUGAAAGUGAAUUGGCAGAAGCCAUCCCUGCCCUGGAGGCUGCCAUGUCUGCCUUGGACACUCUGAAACCAGCAGAUAUCACCAUUGUAAAGACUAUGAAGAGUCCCCCAUCGGGUGUGAAGCUUGUCAUGGCCGCUAUUUGUGUCAUGAAAGAAGUUAAACCAGAGAAGGUUAAUGACCCAGCAGGAACUGGACAGAAGAUAUUUGAUUACUGGGGACCUAGUAAAAGAGUGCUGGGAGACAUGAACUUUCUCAAAGACCUGCGGGAAUACGACAAGGAUAAUAUUCCUGUAUCAGUGAUGCAGAAGAUCCGCAGUGAAUAUAUUACCAAUCCUGACUUUGAUCCAGCCAAAGUAGCGAAAGCGUCUUCUGCAGCAGAAGGUCUAUGCCGAUGGAUUCUCGCUAUGGAAGUUUAUGAUAGAGUUGCAAAGGUUGUGGCACCCAAGAAAGCACGUCUGGCGGAGGCCCAGCAGUCAUUGGCUGAAACAAUGUCAGUACUGGACCAGAAAAGGGCAGAGCUGAAAGAAGUGGAAGAUCGAUUAGCUUCUCUUCAGGAGACAUUUCGAGAAAAAACUGAGGAGAAAGCUCGGCUGGAGGUCCAAGUAGAUUUGUGUGCAAAAAAACUAGAACGAGCAGAGAAGCUAAUAGGAGGACUUGGUGGAGAAAAACACAGAUGGUCCAAAGCAGCUGAUUCGCUUCAGAAUAUGUAUGAUAAUUUGACUGGAGACGUCCUUGUGUCUGCUGGUGUCAUUGCCUAUCUGGGAGCUUUCACUGCUGGCUUCCGACAAGAGUGUACUAGAGAAUGGAGCAAACUGUGCAAGAGUAAAAUGAUUCCUUGCUCUGAUGACUUUUCAUUGAGUAAGACUCUUGGUGACCCAAUAAAAAUCAGAGCCUGGAAUAUUGCCGGGCUACCAACAGACAGUUUCUCAGUAGAUAAUGGUGUGAUUGUGAGCAACUCAAGACGUUGGCCUUUAAUGAUAGACCCUCAGGGCCAAGCGAACAAGUGGAUUAAGAAUUCAGAGAAAGAAAACCAACUAAGUGUCAUCAAGUUAACAGAUUCAGACUAUAUGCGAACUCUGGAAAACUGCAUACAGUUUGGGACACCACUUUUACUGGAAAAUGUGGGAGAAGAUUUGGAUCCAUCGUUAGAACCUCUAUUGUUAAAGCAAACAUUUAAACAAGGAGGUGUGGACUGCAUCAGACUUGGAGAAGCAAUCAUUGAAUAUUCAAGUGACUUCAGAUUUUAUAUGACAACAAAACUCAGAAAUCCACAUUUUCUACCUGAGUUAGCAACAAAAGUGUCCUUGCUAAACUUUAUGAUCACACCUGAAGGUCUGGAAGAUCAGUUACUUGGCAUUGUUGUAGCAAAAGAGAGGCCCGAGCUAGAAGAAGAGAGAAAUGCAUUAAUUUUACAAUCAGCAUCCAAUAAAAAACAGCUAAAGGAGAUUGAAGACAAGAUAUUGGAGACCUUACAGUCCUCAGAAGGGAACAUCUUGGAAGAUGAAAGCGCCAUUCAGAUUUUAGAUUCAGCAAAGAUCAUGAGCAAUGAGAUCACCAAAAAGCAGGAGAUUGCAGAGAAAACUGAACUAAAAAUAGCGGAAUCCAGAGAAGGUUACAGGCCCAUCGCUAAACAUUCGUCUGUGCUGUUCUUCAGUAUUGCAGACCUUGCCAACAUCGACCCAAUGUACCAGUAUGCACUCAACUGGUUUGUCAAUCUUUAUAUCAACUCUAUUCAGGACAGCAACAAAUCUAAAAUCUUAGAAAAACGUCUGCGUUACCUGAAUGAUCACUUCACCUAUAAUUUAUACUCCAACGUGUGCCGCUCACUCUUUGAGAAGGACAAGCUAUUGUUCUCUUUCUUGCUCUGCUGCAACCUCCUUAUGGCAAGGAAGGAGAUUGAACACCAAGAAUUUAUGUUCUUACUUACUGGUGGUGUAGGCCUACAAAAUAACAUUGCAAACCCAGCACCAAGCUGGCUUCCAGAUAAAAGUUGGGAUGAGAUUUGCCGUGCAAGCGAUAUACCUGCUUUUAAAGGAGUGAGAGAACAUUUCAUUGAAAAUCCCAAUAAGUGGCAUGAGUUGUAUGACAGCAGAGAACCUCACAAUGUUCCAUUACCCAGUCCAUUCAAUGAGAAACUGAAUGAGCUUCAGAAGAUGAUUAUUCUGAGGUGCCUUAGACCAGACAAGAUGAGUCCGGCUGUGACCAACUAUGUGACUGACAAACUUGGAAAGAAAUUUGUUGAGCCACCUCCUUUUGAUCUGUCGAAAAGCUACUUGGAUUCUAAUUCUACCAUUCCUCUUAUCUUUGUAUUGUCUCCUGGAGCUGAUCCUAUGGCAAGUUUGCUAAAAUUUGCGAAUGACAAAAAUAUGGGAGGAGGUGACAAGUUCCAGGCCAUCUCCCUAGGUCAGGGACAGGGUCCGGUAGCUGCAAAAAUGAUAAAAGAGGCAGCAGCAGGUGGCACAUGGGUUUGUCUGCAGAACUGUCACCUGGCUGUGUCCUGGAUGCCAACAUUGGAGAAGAUUUGUGAGGAGUUCACCAGUGACACUUGCCACCCAGACUUCAGACUAUGGCUAACUAGUUAUCCUUCACCCAAGUUUCCAGUGACAAUUCUCCAGAAUGGUGUGAAAAUGACAAAUGAGCCACCAACAGGAUUGAGACUAAAUCUGCUGCAGUCUUAUGUCACUGACCCAAUCUCUGAUCCAGAAUUCUUCAGUGGGUGCCCAGGAAAAGAGCAAGUAUGGGAGAAGCUACUCUAUGGGGUUUGUUUCUUCCAUGCUUUGGUUCAGGAAAGAAAGAAGUUUGGCCCUUUGGGAUGGAAUAUUCCUUAUGGCUUUAAUGAGUCUGACUUGAGAAUCAGUAUUCGACAACUACAGCUCUUUGUGAACGACUAUGAACAUGUACCUUUUGAGGCCAUCUCAUACCUAACCGGAGAGUGCAACUAUGGAGGCCGUGUGACUGAUGACUGGGAUCGGCGCCUCCUACUGACCACUCUGGCAGAUUUUUAUAAUAAUGAUAUAGUGGAAAAUCCACGUUAUUCAUUAUCUCCGAGUGGGAACUACCGUGCUCCACCUAAAGGCACUUAUGAUGAUUACAUUGAAUUCAUCAAGAGACUCCCUUUUAGUCAGCAUCCUGAGGUGUUUGGCUUACAUGAAAAUGUUGACAUAUCAAAGGAUCUGCAGCAAACAAAGACCAUUUUUGAAUCCCUGCUCCUCACUCAGGGGGGCAGUCGCCAAGGAGGGUCAUCGGGGGCCAGUGAUCAUACACUGUAUGAAAUAGCUAGUGAUAUACUCAGCAAGCUUCCCAAGGAUUUUGACAUUGAGGCAGCUUUGCAGAAGUACCCAGUACUGUAUGAGGAGAGUAUGAACACGGUGCUGGUGCAAGAGAUGGAGAGGUUCAACAACUUAAUCCGUACCAUAAGGACAACUUUACAGAAUCUUCAGAAAGCAAUCAAGGGGCUGGUUGUUAUGGACUCAGAACUGGAAGCCCUGUCUGGCAGCUUAAUUGUAGGGAAGGUUCCUGAAACAUGGGCAAAGCGGUCUUAUCCCAGUCUAAAACCUCUCGGAAGUUAUGUCAUUGAUUUUCUUGCGCGGCUUAAAUUCCUACAGACCUGGUUUGAUUGUGGGAAGCCUCAUGUCUUUUGGCUGUCAGGAUUCUUCUUCACACAAGCGUUUCUGACUGGUGCCAUGCAGAAUUAUGCCAGGAAAUACAGAAUCCCUAUUGAUUUACUAGGCUAUGAAUUUCAGGUUAUACCUGUGGACACUUCUGACACAUCACCAGAAGAUGGAGUUUACGUUAUUGGGUUGUUUCUAGACGGUGCACGCUGGGACAGAAAGAGUGGAGUACUUGCAGAACAGCACCCCAAGAUCCUGUUUGACUCUGUACCGAUAAUCUGGAUAAAGCCAAAUAAAAAGUCUGACAUAAAAAAGACCGAGUCAUACGUGUGUCCAAUCUACAAAUCCAGUGAGCGGAAGGGGACACUGUCCACCACAGGACAUUCCACCAACUUUGUCAUUGCAAUGCUGCUGCCAACAGAUAAGCCUGUCCAGCACUGGAUUAAGAGGGGUGUCGCUCUUCUCUGUCAACUCGACGACUGAAGAAUCCCCUGACUGUAUUUAUCUUUAUCUGUGUGUCUGUUAAUUAAUUAAAAAAAGGCUCAUAAAGGUGACCUGUCAGCAAGAGCCCCCCCACCACCACCUCCAUGUGUAUUAAAUAAGAAUCCAACUCCUA
Hyla sarda is the source of this 12146-nucleotide messenger RNA. It is a transcript of the gene DNAH12, whose product is annotated as dynein axonemal heavy chain 12. Gene Ontology annotation, cellular component: dynein complex. Gene Ontology annotation, molecular function: ATP hydrolysis activity; minus-end-directed microtubule motor activity; dynein intermediate chain binding. NCBI's taxonomy places the organism in Eukaryota, Metazoa, Chordata, Amphibia, Anura, Hylidae. Gene Ontology annotation, biological process: microtubule-based movement. The record is from RefSeq and is a predicted model, not a curated record. The transcript is spliced from 74 exons. Bases 47 to 12013 code for a protein of 3988 amino acids.